Sitophilus oryzae (rice weevil) is the source of this 1164-nucleotide messenger RNA. Its product is annotated as tigger transposable element-derived protein 6-like. The transcript is spliced from 3 exons. Gene Ontology annotation, molecular function: DNA binding. Gene Ontology annotation, cellular component: nucleus. The record is from RefSeq and is a predicted model, not a curated record. The coding region runs from base 1 to 1164 and encodes 387 amino acids. NCBI's taxonomy places the organism in Eukaryota, Metazoa, Arthropoda, Insecta, Coleoptera, Curculionidae.
AUGGCGUCAAAUCGGAUGCCUAGCAAGUACGUUAGAAAAACUAAUACCGCUGGUUGGACCGAGGAAACAUUGCAGAAAGCUCUUGAGGCAAUAGAUUCUGGCAGAAAGAUUCGAGAAGUCUCCAGGUCAUUUAACAUUCACGAAGCAACAUUGAGAGCUCGUAGACGAACUAACAACAGGUUUGGUCCAAGCAGAAUAUUUAACGUUGACGAGACUGGAAUCUCAACUGUACAGAAGCCUGCUAAGCAACUAGGACCCAAAGGCGUUAAACAAUUCGGAUCAAAAAUUUCCUGGGAACGUGGAAAGAAUGUCACUGCCAUAUGCGCAAUGAGUGCUUCUGGGAGCUUUGUUCCACCGCUUCUUAUAUUUCCCAGAAAACGAAUGUCGCCAACAUUGGCGAAACAUGGACCAGUUGACGGGAUAUAUGCAGUUACCGAUAAUGGCUGGAGCAAUGAGAAAUGUUUCCUUCAGUGGUUAGAGCAUUUUAAAUUUCAUGUAAAUUCAAAUCUAGAAAACCCUGUUUUGUUGUUGCUUGACAACCAUUAUAGCCAUAUAUCUCUUCCGAUUUAUAAUUAUUGUAAAGGUAAUGGAAUCGUAAUGUUAUCAAUACCACCACAUACCUCCCAUCGCUUGCAGCCUCUCGAUACCUCAUUUUUUGGACCAUUUAAGGGCGCGUUUAAUAAGGAAUGUGAUCUUUUUUUAAAAACUGGCAAGCAAGAAAAAAUAACUUUUGCCGAUUUGGCAGAAAUAUUUAAUAAUGCCUACGUUAAAAUCGCGACUAUGGAAAAGGCUAUAUCAGGUUUUAACUCAACUGGAAUAUAUCCCUUUAAUCCGGAUAAAUUUACAAAAGAGGAUUUUGAAGCUGCUAGUCAAUAUCUACCUACUAUAUGUGAUGAUUUGGACUCUACAAAUGAGGUUGAUUCUGCGCCGUCAACUUCUAGUCUACUAACAUCUGUCCCGUCAACUUCUGGCCUAGCAACAUCUGUCUCCUCAACUUCUGGACUAUCCACAUCUGUCCCGUCAACUUCUGGCCUGUCAAUUUCUCAUCAGUCGCGUAUUAAAGGAAAAUCAAGGUUAAGUGUCUUACCAAAAGAAAAGGUUACCAUUGCCGAGCUAUCACCAUUGCCGUCAUAUUCUGGGAAAGGAAAAACUAAAAAAAAGUAA